Messenger RNA from Chondrus crispus (carragheen), 1754 nucleotides. RefSeq lists its product as hypothetical. Lineage: Eukaryota; Rhodophyta; Florideophyceae; Gigartinales; Gigartinaceae. The transcript is spliced from 2 exons. The record is from RefSeq and is a predicted model, not a curated record. Bases 1 to 291 code for a protein of 96 amino acids.
AUGGUCGGGGGUAUGCUCAUCCAGCAAUGCUGUCCCAUGGCACCCUCCAAAUACAGCCUCCUGUUUUCUGGGGACCACAGCAUGUUAUUUCUCCAGCAACCUUGUUCCCUUCCAUACAAGCUCCCCCUCACUUUUUGCACACAACACUUAAGACAACCCGAACCCCCGCUCGCACUAUUCACUUCGCCUGCUUCUCUGCGACAACUUUUCACCUCAUACCAACUCCCUUCCCGAGGUGCGUUCUCGUUUGCUGAGUCCGGGACGAGUUGGAUUGACAUUUCUGCAUCAUAAUUGCGAAGUACCCACUCAUUUUGAUACUUGGAUACACGGACUGCCGUUCACACUUUUGCGACCUCCUAUCACAGUAUGAAGCGUUCUUCUUCAAAGCUCAUCGGCAAGGCGAGCUCCAUGCGCAAUUUGAACAAGCUGGGGUACAAGUUCGGGUUCGACCUCCACAUCGAGUCUGUGGACAAGAUUAUAGCGUCAAGUGAUGUUGUCGUUACCUGGGAACGGGGAGCCAAGGUUCUGUCAACGAAGGCUGCAAAAAUUGACAGGUCCUCUCGCAUCGCUCAUUUCGGAGGCGAAGUUCUUUCACAAGAAGUCACCCUCUUCAAGAAGAAGAAGGAGGGCUCCAACUUCGAAGACAAAGUCUACAGGCUUGCCGUUCGUCAGAACUCUCAGCGUGGUAAGAUUAUCGGUAAGAUUGAGCUCAAUUUUGCCGAUUAUGUUGAGAUUCCGUCAUACUCGAAGCGCGUGGGCGCCCCGCUUUCCUCUGGUGGCCGUAUCGUCAUGCGCGUCGUUUCCACGUUUCUCGCAGAGGCAAAAAAUAGGAAAACCUCUCGCGGCACAGCCUCCUUAGGCUCUCACGAUCCGGGAUCAGAUGGCCAGUCAUCUACAGUCGGAGAUGACGACGAAAGGUCGGAAAUCGAUGCCGGUGAUUCUCUGGACGACAUCGGUGUUGACGAUGCUACUCUUAACGUGCAACCACCGCAACCUAAAUUGCAGCAAUACUUGAGAAAACCCUCGAUUCGUAAUCGUCAAGGGAAUACACCCGCUCCUGAAGACCCUGUACAGAAGCCAAAGAUACAGCGCAAGCCAUCUGCGUCACCGAGAACCGCGUUUUCAGGGACUGACUCGUCACUUGGAACCUCACACAGCAGUCGUUUUAGAAGUACUGAGACGGACGUCGGUGCCACUAACACGGCAGGACCAUCACGGGUUGAGUUUGACAAGCUGCGUAGGGAAAAUCGAGCGCUCAGGCGACAGAACGAUGACCUUCUUCAAGACAAGGAAUCGCUUGAACGGGAGCUAGAGGACAGCCGGUAUGGAGAAGACGCAGAAUCUCUUAAAAAACUGAUGGCAGAAAACACAGCUCUGAGACGAGAUGUAGGAGAUCUGGAGGUAAAGCUUUCAAGGGAGCCCGUCUAUUCAGAUGUCGUGCGUGAUUUGCGAGAGGCGAAAAUGGCACUUGCUAUUCUAACUUUGGAGAAGGAUGAGCUUCACCAGCAAUUGCGAAAGCUGAGGAGGGGUUAAGCAGUGACAGAACGGUGUUCCUGCCAGUGAGCGGUCAGGAAGCCGGUCGGGGAGUACUGCCACUGCAGAUGCGACUUAUUUGGCCCCAUGAAAGGGGGCCUUCAUGCUUGGUAGAUAUAACUUGAAGAUGGUUGGGGUUCGGUUGACUACUAGUUCGACUUACGUGUGUAGCACGUUAACUACAGCAUCCCAGACAUAUAUAAACGUGGAAAUGACUUUUU